AUGACACAGAAGGUCCUCCAAGUCGGGAUCCUCACCGGAGACGAAGGCGCCCAAGCCAUUCAAGGAAUCUACCUUCCUAUCCUUACCGCUCUUACCAACACAUACCAAGUAGCUGCCAUCUACAAUCCUCCAAAAGAUACCAAGCAGACGAUAAACAGCACCAGGAAGACUUGCACCAACGAGAUCAUCUCCGACCCAUCUAUCCAGCUGAUCCUCAACUUCAUGCCCAAUGAGUACCACGAGAUCUACACAGUAGCAGCUCUGGAUGCUGGCAAGCACGUCAUGGUCGAAACACCCGUGAGCCUGAGCAUCCAAAGUGCACGGCGCAUUAUCGAAGCGGAGAAGCGCGCCCCCAAUGGUGCUAAAGUGUUUGUGGCAUGUGCGCGACGCUAUGCCCCUUGUAUCGAGGAGGUCUUCAGGAAGGAGGUUGCCUCCCUGGAUCGCAUCUAUUACGCUCGCUGUCGAAACAUCGCGGGCCCUAGCUUGGCGCACACGGCUACCGCACCGCGGAAGAAGCUCUGGACAGCCCUGAUUGGUGCAGCAGCAUAUGGAUUCGCAUCGGAGGAGAUUAGGAAGCAGGAUAGUGGCCCGCAGCUCAUGCACGGUUUGCUGCAGGAGAUGUUCUUGGGACAGGAACUGACCAAAGAACGGAUCGCGCUCUGCGAGUUUCUUGCCUCUCUGGGCUGUCAUGAUUUGGGCUUGAUGCGCGACUCGCUUGGAUUUCCUGAUGCCAUCUCGAACAUCUCUGUGAACGAGCCAUACUACUCGGCCUUGUUCCAUUAUUACAGUGGGCAGAAGGGCGAGCACCCAUUCACCCUGAUGUACGAGACGGGUACCGAUGCCGUGCCGCGUUGUGAUGCACACCUUGCAAUCUAUGGUGACACAAAGACUGUCAGUAUUCAGUAUGGUCUGCCGUACGCUCGUGGUGUGCCUGUGAAGGUCGUGGUGGAGACGGCGGAUGAGAAUGGGGAGAUGAAGAGGACAGAGAGUGUGAGUGGGUGGCAGGAGACCUAUGAGGCAGAACUCAAGGUGCUGCACGCCUAUCUCACCGAAGAUAAGAUGGCCAAGACGUCCGCCCGCGAUGGGCUUCAGGAUCUGAAGCUGUUUUACCAAAUCUUCGAGCAGUACGAUCGGCAGUGUGGCACCAUUCGGACUCCUCUGGGCUAGGCAAUGGAAAUUGGCAACACGCGCGGUUAUGCUCAGGGUGGGAUACUGUUUUAGCAAGAAAGUCUCACAUGUAAGAAC
Messenger RNA from Aspergillus aculeatus ATCC 16872, 1245 nucleotides. Its product is annotated as Gfo/Idh/MocA family protein. The record is from RefSeq and is a predicted model, not a curated record. NCBI's taxonomy places the organism in Eukaryota, Fungi, Ascomycota, Eurotiomycetes, Eurotiales, Aspergillaceae. Gene Ontology annotation, molecular function: oxidoreductase activity; nucleotide binding. The transcript is spliced from 2 exons. The coding region runs from base 1 to 1167 and encodes 388 amino acids. Gene Ontology annotation, cellular component: cytoplasm. Gene Ontology annotation, biological process: NADPH regeneration.